This is a messenger RNA of Coffea eugenioides, 3462 nucleotides long. RefSeq names its product sec1 family domain-containing protein MIP3. NCBI's taxonomy places the organism in Eukaryota, Viridiplantae, Streptophyta, Magnoliopsida, Gentianales, Rubiaceae. The record is from RefSeq and is a predicted model, not a curated record. Gene Ontology annotation, biological process: intracellular protein transport; vesicle-mediated transport. The transcript has 9 exons. Bases 148 to 2703 code for a protein of 851 amino acids.
CAAGGAAGAGUUUAGAGAUUUUGAGCGACGUCGUAUGCAGAUCAUCCCUGAUGCCCAAAUUCCCAGUCUGCAACUGAGAUACUCGAUGAGAUUUGAUAAAAAUUAGAAUUAAACAUAGAGUAGCAGAGAGCAGGGGAAACAUCGGCCAUGGUUGAUGUCAUCAAAUGUUGUCUGGAUUCAAUUCGACAAAUAUCAGAUGAUAUUAAGGAUGCCAUUGUAUAUUUGGAUGCUGGAUGUGCUGAGAGUUUUCAGUUUCUUGGAGCUUUUCCUUUAUUAUUAGAACUCGGUGCUCGUGCUGUUUGCAGCUUGGAGAAGACGUCUGCUCUUGAUGAGGUGGUUAGCUGGCAAUCAAAUCCUGAACCGGCACAGAAAGUGGUGGUCAUCACCUCUCGCCUACUUAGUGAUGCACAUCGAUAUGUUUUACGUUGCCUGAGCACUAUUCAAAGAAUCCACCGCUGUAUAAUCUUUACACCAAUAUCAGAGGUAGGCCACUCAGCAUAUCCUGAUUCACCUCUGGGACCUGAUGCAUUCCGUGAAUAUGAAUCUUUACUAGUUCAAGAUUAUGAGGAACUCACAAAAGGAGGUCAGAUGAACUCUAGAGAGUCUGAUGAUAGCAAUCCGAGGGAGAGUUUAAUUCCUGAAGGUGAAGGAUGGUCGCAACUGGCUUUUGAUGGAGACGACAUUUCCAACUCUGGCCCCUAUUCAACUGCAAAAGUUGUAUAUAAAGAUGGUUUUCCUGUGCCUGCAGCAGAUGGAGGCCAAAUGCUAGUUGUUAAUGUUCAUCACUUCCCAUUAAUAUUAUGUCCUUUUUCACCUAGAGUUUUUGUUUUACCUUCUGAAGGAUCAGUUGCGGAAGGAAACUUGUCAGUUGAACAUGAGAACUCAAUAAGCCCUGGGUUGCCUUCAAUAAGUACUGGAACACCUGAUGAUGGUGAGGAUGUGCCUGCUGGGGCAACUCUUACAGCUCAGUUUCUUUAUUAUCUGGCUACAAAGAUGGAUCUGAAACUCGAAAUAUUUUCCCUUGGUGAUCUCUCAAAAACUGUUGGGAGGCUUUUGAUGGACAUGUCAAGUCUUUAUGAUGUUGGUCGUCGUAAAAGAUCUGCAGGGCUGCUUCUUAUUGAUCGGACACUUGAUCUUCUUACUCCAUGCUGUCAUGGAGAUUCACUGGUGGAUAGGAUAUUUUCAUGUUUGCCUCGAAGGGAACCAACAACUUCAUUAACUCACGUGAAAGGAUCUCAAAGUCAACUCAAGCAUGGUGUUGUACGUCCUCCUCUUGAUGUUCAGAUACCACUUGAUAAAAUACUUGAGGAAGAAACUUUAGGAGAUAAUUUUCAGCUUCUAGAAAGCAUUGAGGCAUUUUUACAUGGGUGGGAUUCUAGCAAUGCUGCUGCUCAAAUUGUUGAUUUGACAAAUCUGAGUAAGAAACUAAAUGGAGAAAAGCCGCUGCAAAAUUCCAAGUUUGAGCAAAUAAGGGGUUCCUUUGUCUCUACUGAUAAUUUUCAUGGAACUAAGUACCUGGAAGCUGUACUGGACAGAAGAACAAAAGAUGGGGCUGUGCUAAUUAAGAAAUGGCUUCAAGAAAGUUUGCGGCAGGAAAAUAUAACUCUGAACAUGAAAAUUCGUCAACGUUCCAUUUCCAACACAGAGCUUCAACCAAUGAUUAAGGCAAUAGCAAAAAGUCAAUCAUCGCUAGUGAGAAACAAAGGGAUCAUUCAGUUAGCAGCAGCAACAUUAACUGCUUUAGAUGAAUUACAUUCUACCAGAUGGGAUGGAUUUAGCAGUGCUGAGAAGAUAUUGAACGUAAAUGCAGGAGAUACGAGCCAGAGCCUUGCCUCUCAGAUUAGUGAUCUCAUUAACAAGAGUGCUUUAGUGGGUUUGCAGGAGCAUAAGAGUCAUUCUUCACAGGGUCUGCUUAGCCUUCAAGAUGCUCUACUUCUUACAGUUAUUGGGUAUAUACUGGCAGGUGAGAACUUUCCAACAUCUGGAUCUGGUGGUCCAUUUUCUUGGCAAGAGGAACAUUUUAUGCAAGAAGCUAUUUUGGAUGCAAUACUUGAGAACCCAGCAGUAGCAAGACUGAAAUUUCUCCAAGGUUUGGCAGAAGAGCUAAAAGCCAACUUCAGCCGGAGAAAUCCAGAUGAAAAGAAGGAAGAGUCUCCGAGUCAAUUGGAAACAGUUGAUUUUGAUGAUGAUCAGUGGGAGAGUUGGGGUGACGAAAAUGAGGAUACGGAUAAAACAAAAGACCAAGCUUAUGGAGACAUGCAACUCAAGUUAGAAUUACGAGAUAGGGUGGAUAAUCUUUUCAAAUUCCUUCACAAAUUAUCCAGCUUGAGGAGAAUUAUGCCUUUGGAAACAAAGUUGAACGAUGAUCCUUAUUCAAAUAAAGGAUUGCUGUACAAAGUUCUGACAAGGGUGUUGGCUAAGUAUGAUUUCCCUGGCCUAGAGUACCAUUCCUCCACUGUUGGACGGCUUUUCAAGAGUGGAUUUGGAAGAUUUGGUCUUGGACAGGCGAAACCAAGUCUUGUUGACCAAGAUAUUAUUCUUGUUUUUGUCAUAGGAGGCAUCAAUACUGUAGAGGUACGGGAAGCUCAUGAGGCAUUAUCAGAAAGUAGUAGGCCUGAUAAAGAACUGAUUCUUGGUGGAACAACCCUUCUCACUCCUGAUGACAUGUUUGAGUUACUUUUGGGAGAAUCUAGUUUCAUAUGAGCCUACCUUGUGACACCUUCCGCUGAGGAAGUUGAAAGAAACCAACCAGAGAUCAGAAGUAUCCAAGUUGUAUGAGUGUUUUUCCUAACCUCCAUUAGAGGCAAAGCUGAGAAAGAGUGGCUACAAAUACUUCUUUCUCAUGGUGACAUGUUUGAGUUACUCUUGGGAGAAUCCAGUUUCAUAUGAGGCUGCCUUGUGACACCUUCUACUCAGGAAGUUGAAGAAACCAACCGCAGAUCAGAAGUAUUCAAGUUGUAAAGUGUUUUCUUUUUCAUUCUUCCUAACCUUCAUCAUAGAGAAGGGUAUGACAGAACAGCUAUAGAUUUGGUUUGGAGUUCACUCAUGCACAUCAUCAUUCUCUCUGCGUAGUUGCUCGCACCAGGAGAAACUGUGACCAACUGUUUUACAUUGCCUGAAUUUUUCAGCAUUUUUUGUGAUGAACAGUUAAACACGAGCUCGGAAAGGCAUUCUUCAACUCAUACCAAGCCAGUCUUCUUGCUGCGAAGGCCAAUUCCAGAUUUCCAGCUCCCUACCUCAGAGCAGCUACCCAAAUUACUGUAGGAUUUGGUGUCAUCACAGUUUCUGUUGCAACAUUACAACAGUUUCUCUAUCUAAUUUGCUCGCAUUGGCUUUCGUAGCUUUAGUCUUGAAGGGAAACCUUAAAAUUUUAUUUUACUUAUUGGGGUGUCCGUCAAGAACUUGAUGUCAGGGCACUAUACUGAUAUAUGGUUACACAAAAUUUCAAUUUUGUUAGCUCUA